AAGAAUAAGUAGGCAGAAUGAAAGAUGCUAGUUUGACUGAAGCAGUGAGCAUUCCACCAAUCACGAAGCAAGAAGAAACAGUGCGCGUUGCUGAACAGAAAAGUAAGCAGUAGGAAACGGUAGGGAAUUCGCCAUUAUGAGUUCGAAGUUACGUGCUAGCGAAAUUGUAUGUGAACGACCCAGGAUUUGCUGAAUUGAAGUUAUAUACAAUCUAAUAAGUCCAAUAAGCAAAGCUCCAAGCAUAAAGAAGAUAACGAGACAUUUCAAUCAAAUUAUCAAUGCCGAAAACGAAGGAAAACUACAUUCUGGGUAAUUCUCAUAUGGAAAUCUGACAGCCUGGGAGGAGUAACGACGCCCCAUCAUUAAGAUGGGGAACACAAAUUCAACUAGAAAAGUAACAGUGCCUAAUGAUGAUCCAGCUGGUGUAAUUAAGGUGUCAGAAGCAGUUGUUCAACGUUUGAAAGGUACUUCGGAAGAAGUUCCGAGGCAGAAGAGUCCUGUGGACGUAAGAUCUAAUAUCCAAUCUUCUGCGCCGAUUGUUUAUCCUCCUCAGUACUCAAUGGCAGGAUCGUUGACUGCUCUUCAAAUUCAACAGGCCAAGGAGGAGGAGCUGAGGAAGAACGAUGAGUAUUGGAUGCAGCGACUUCAGCGACAGCAGGAAACUCACAAGGCUAUGGAUUUUCACAUGCAACAGCAGUACGACUCCGCAAUAUCCGAUGUAAAGGGUAGUUUGUUUGCAUGUCCAGAUCCUAAUGAUGAAGUGCCGUGCCGAAAUUUGAAAGAUAAAGUUACAGAAUGCUACAAGAAUAAUCCUAAAGCAGUGUUGAAAUGUAGUCAAGAAGUUUUGGCUUUCCAAGCUUGUGUUGAUAUUAAAAGGAUGGAAAAAAUCGAAAAUAGGGCUUGAAAGCACAAUAUGUAGCUUGGAAGUUGAUGAAUAAAUUGUUGGUAGAAUUGUAAUAGUAUUUAUAGAGAUGGUGAAGUGAAGGCAUCAGUGUGUCUGUUCUCAUAUUCUCCUUUGAUGACAACGUAUUUCAUUUUGCUGCAUUGUGUUUACUUGUGGGAGUUUUGUUCCUCUUAAUGAGUACUUCUGCCCACUUCAGGCAUUAUUUUGAAUAUUUGUAAAGAGAAAAUGAGAAGAGCGAGAGCCUUAUAUUUUAUUGUGAUGUAAUAUAUCUAUUCAGUGUACAGGAAUACAGAUAACAUGAAUUCAUAAACCAGUGGUUUUCUAUUAAUUUCUGUGCAGACAAGCAUUAUAUUAUGAGCUGCCCUGCCUCAUUUUCAAAGUCCUUGCAGUGUAGAAUUGCUAAGCAACUGAGGACUAUUUUAUGAAGAAAGAAUGAAAUAAAGAUAAAAUCAUUAUGCCAAUAAUACAUUUUUAUUGUCUGGUUAAAAUAAGUAUUCUGACAUCAGUCUGAGGUGUUGACUGUGGAGUUUCAUUGUUGUUAAACAACUUAAUAACGAGUAUUCAGUUUUGAAGAGCUUUUUUUUUUUAAUUAUUGCAACACAUACAUUAAGUAUUUACUCACAAAUUCUGACCAUGAUGAUUUGAUUUUGAUAUGUCAUACUUUACAUUUGGAGGUAUGUAGGCAAACAAAUACUGAAUAUCUAAUGCUUUAAUACUAGCUAGUACUUGGUUUUCUUUGUCUCAUGAAUAGUUCAAAAGUAUACUGGUUUCUCUCGACGUUCUGCAUCAGUUUCACAGUGAAAACUUGUAUACAUUCAGCUACAUUAAACAUGUGUUAAACAUGCCAAUUUUCUUCAUAUUUUUUUAUUGGGAGCAAACAUUUGUUUCCAUGCACAUCAAAUCUUUGUAAAUUUGGUAGGACUUCAGUGGUGAUGGCACAAAUAAUAUCUUUCAGUUUAUAAAACAUCCCGUUUCAGUAGGAGACAUGUAAUUUUAAUCCAAAAAGUAUGAGGGCAAAUGAUUUAUUUUAAUUUUAGUGUAGAAACUGCUAUUUGUUCAUAGUUUUUAAUGAAAAAAAUUUUACAAAGGGAAAAUGAACAUUUGAAUUCAAAUUUGAAAGUUUUUAAUCAAUUUUAGUUUACAUAGGCGUAUUAAUCACGUUUACUUAUUAAUCAUUUUAAGAAUAAUUUUAAGCUUAUCAAAAAGCAGGUGAUGUUUGUGUCACAUACUUAUUUUAAUCGGACAAUUUGUAUUCAUCUUGUUUUCAAUAUCAUUCUUGCAAUGCAUUGGCAGGAAUGGGCAUUAAUUUCUCUUUGCAAAUGUAUUUCCUUGCUUGUAUGCACAUUUUCCCCCUAUAACACAAGCCAUUCCUUGUCCUAAUUGUUUUACGAAGGAUCUGUCAAACAGUAUGUUCUCUUGGUAGUUUUAUGAACAGAGAUGUCAAAAUGUGUUUUGGAAGUGAAAAUAGAAGAAAUUGAAUGAAUGCAAGGCGAUUUUCGUAUUUCUAUUGUUAAUGGUAGGGGUUGAUUGAAAUAUGAAACCUGAUGUACUCUUGAUUCAAUUAAUUUUUGUACUAGAGCAAAAUCGUGCACUUCGCAAUGAAAGCAAUAAAUUGGCGAGCAGGAUUUUUCUCGCUGUAUAUCAUUAAUGUUUUGGAUAAAGGGGAUUAGAAAUAAUGAAAAAAAAAAAAUAGAGAAAUAAAAAUGUUUCAAAUUAAAAACUAGCAAGGAAUUGGUCCCUUAAUAGAGUUAAAUUAUAUACUGGAAAUAUGAAUAUACCUUAUGAAUUCGUAAAUUAAUGUCGGAAAAGAGCAAGAGUUGAAAUGGUUAUAUAAUUCCAAAUAAAAAUUCCAUAUCAGUGCAAAAAGCAAUUUAUUACAAAUGUUCACUUUAUCAUUUAACGUCAAUAACCUUUAGAAAAAUAAGAGGCUGGGAAGGAAAAACUGGUGUGAAUGGUGGUGCACUCUUGUAGCUGUCUGUGGAACUACGCGAGAACAGUCGACUCGUAUUAAAACCGCGAAAAUUUGAAAUGUAAGUUUUACGUACAUUUUGUUAAGUGCUUUUAAUUUCAAACAAUUUGUAACAGAACUUGAUAUACAGUUGAUUGGUUACGAGCCUAUACAAUAGUUGAGUUUCUUAGAUGGUAGAGUGGCAACACUUGUAGAAAUAAUUGAUAAGCUUUCAUUUCUCAUCAAAAUAUAUAAAUAGAUCGAUAAACUAAUUGGUGGUAGUCCCUUUCUCUAGCUUUUAUAUCUGUUCCAGUACAGUAUUGUCUUCACAGUUGAUAGCAAGCAAUUGAGUUCAUUACAGUUUUUGAGCUCUUGUAUGACAGCAUUUGACAAAGAAUUUUGUUUCCGAGUUUCAAACAGGAUUCACUUUUCUUGGAACAGAGCAAAUGUUGUGAGACUGUGUUGUUUCAUAUUUAUGUUUUGCUUGGUAACAAAGAAGAGCUGGUGACAAUAAGGUUGAAACCAUCACCGAAGGUAAGUAUUGAAGAAACAAAUGCCAAGGUUAAUUUAUGAAUAUGUGCUUAAUAAUUCCCAGCAUAACACGUGAAAGAGUUUUAAAGUGGGAACAGUCAGAAACACAUAAAAUUGAACAUGCUUGAUAAGAAUAAUUAUUAAAUUAAUAUGCAAAUAUUGCAGUUGUAUUGAAAAAAAUAAUAUACCUAGGAGACUCUGUUUAUUACUGUGAUUCAAAUGAAUUUAUUAUUUGUCAACCAAAUUGUUUUGAUAAUGUACACAAAUAUUUGAAAAUGUUACAGCAAAUAGUGAAUUUAAUUGAAAAAAAAAUUC
Molecule: messenger RNA, 3698 nt
Organism: Gryllus bimaculatus (two-spotted cricket)
Lineage: Eukaryota; Metazoa; Arthropoda; Insecta; Orthoptera; Gryllidae
Source: the annotation of a GenBank genome assembly